This is a messenger RNA of Drosophila takahashii, 1940 nucleotides long. RefSeq names its product synaptic vesicle glycoprotein 2C. Gene Ontology annotation, biological process: transmembrane transport. NCBI's taxonomy places the organism in Eukaryota, Metazoa, Arthropoda, Insecta, Diptera, Drosophilidae. Gene Ontology annotation, cellular component: membrane. The record is from RefSeq and is a predicted model, not a curated record. Gene Ontology annotation, molecular function: transmembrane transporter activity.
AUGUCGGAAAAGACUAUUGAAAAAGUGGAUCCUGAGAAAAGCAAAGGGCUAGAAAAUGAAAAUGAUGGGGAUGGCAAUUCAGAUAGUACGGCGGAGGCGGCAGCCACGCCUACCGAAGAAGGUCCUGCCACUUUCGAUAAGGCAAUCGAGGGGGCCGGAUUUGGGAUCUUCAAUCUGAUGCUGCUCAUCGUCUCCAUUCCCGCCCAGAGUGCCGCCAUUUUCGAGUCCAGCUCGAUGUCCUACAUCCUGCCAAUUGCCGAGUGCGAUCUUCGCCUGACCCUGGAGGACAAGGGUGUCCUGAAUGCGGUGGCCUAUGCGGGCAUGACUAUAUCGGCUAUAGCCUGGGGCUACCUGGCCGACACGAAAGGUCGCAAGAAGAUCCUCUACUGGGGCUAUUUGAUUGAUGCAGUGUGCGUUUUCGGCAGCGCAUUGAGUCAGAAUUUCUCGAUGCUGGUGGUUUUCAAGUUCUUGGGUGGUUUGGUGGUUAAUGGACCAGCUGCUGUGCUGUUUACCUACAUAACGGAAAUGCACGGACCCAAGCACAGAUCUUCCGUUCUGAUGAUUAUUGGCAUGGUCACCUCCACGGCGACGGUUUCACUGCCUCUUCUCGCCUGGGGUAUUUUUCCACGAGAUUGGGACUUUGAGUUCUGGGGCCUGCAAAUCCACAGUUGGCAAAUUUACCUGUUCGUUCUGGGCAUCCCCAGUUUGGUCAGUGGUCUGAUUUUCUGCUUCAUGCCGGAGAGUCCUCGGUUCUUGAUGGCUCAAGGACGAAACGAAGAAGCCAUGCAGGCCUUCAAGCAGAUCUACCGUGUCAACACACGCAAGCCAAAGGAUAGCUAUCCAAUUAAAGCCCUUAUUCAGGAGGUUCCCAAUCGUAAGGCCCUUGAAAACGAGGUUAUCUACACCAUCGAGGAGAAGUCCGGGGAGAUUCCUCCAAAGCGUCAGUCCCGCACUUUGGCGGAGAGCCUGCGAUCUGGACUGCAGCAGAUGAAGCCGCUGUUCAGGAAGCCCCUGCUCGGCCUGUCCAUCUGCUGCUACGUGAUGCAGUUCGGCAUCUUCCUCGGGAUGAACACCAUCCGGCUGUGGCUCCCACAGCUCUUCGCCUCCAUGGCGGAGUUCGAGGCGCUCCAUGACAGCGAUGGAUUGGAUGCCAGCAUGUGCACCAUCCUCGAGUUCAGCGUGAAUCGCACGGCGGAGACUGCCCUAAAUUACGCCGACGCCUGUUCCGUGCCCAAGGUAAUAUCGAUGGAUAUGUAUCUGAACAACAUAAUUGUAUCGGCCACUGGCUUUGUGGGUUACUUCUUUGCCGGAGGAAUUAUCCGUGCUCUGGGUCCCAAGCGUAUGAUGACCUAUGGACUAUUUCUUUCGGGGACCUUUGGCCUCUUGCUUUACUUCUCCGUGAGCAGUUUAAUGACACUUAUAGUGGCAGCAACCUUCCUGACAAUUACGGGAAUUGCCGUCUCUUCGCUACUGGGAGCUGUGGUGGCCCUUUUUCCCACCCAGUUAAGAACCGUUGUGGUUGCCAUUGCCAUGAUGUGCGGACGUUUUGGCGCCCUGUCCGGAAACUUACUCUUCCCCGUCUUCGUUCAGAUCGGCUGUUUGCCUCCAUUUAUAAUGGUCUCCUCAGUGCUGAUAUUUGCGGGAAUUCUGUCAAUAUUCAUGCCCAACCCAGCAAAGGCGACAUUUUCUUAAGGGGAUUCUAACCUUCCGUUUUCGUAAUACUUGGUUGAAGGUUUCCAGUCUAAGAAUGAAUUUUAAAUGACUUUGGUUUCAUCCGAACCAGUUGCCCACUAACUUAAACCAGAUCUUGCGACAUUAGCUUAGCUUUUGUUUAGUUGUACAAAUUAGAGAUAACGAAUUAACCGGAUUGGAGGAGAUAGGCGCUGAACAACUAUUUAUAUUUACCUUAAGUAAUCAAAUUAAAUAUAUCUUUAUUGUUG